This is a messenger RNA of Psylliodes chrysocephalus, 684 nucleotides long. The record is from the annotation of a GenBank genome assembly. NCBI's taxonomy places the organism in Eukaryota, Metazoa, Arthropoda, Insecta, Coleoptera, Chrysomelidae.
AUAUUUUAUACGGAUCCUAAAUUCGUUUUUACCAUUUUCGCAAAAAUGUCUGUUUGUGUGUGGGUGUGUCUGUAUUAACGAUAACUCAAAAACGGAUAAAGAAAAAUACAAAACAUUUUAUACUUAGACUUUAAUCGAUCCUGCGUAACGGUGCGCGAAGAGAUAGGUACAGGGUUUAGUUACGUAACUAUAUCGAUCUGUACCAGUGGAUAAUGUGGGCUAUCACUUUACUUUUAAUAACAUCGUUUGUUCACUUUAGUGAGCCAUUUGUUUGUCCGGAAUGUGAUUUGAGUGCAUGCACACCAAAAACUUGUGAUGAAGGAGAAGAACUUAGACCUGGUUUCUGUAACUGUUGCUUAGAUUGUAUUAAGAUUUUAAAAAAAGGCGAACAAUGCGGCAGUUUUUCAUUCUUACUUCCAGCUUUGGGCUCUACGAAUGUUUGCGAUGACAAUUUAAUGUGCCACGAGGGAGUAUGUAAAUCUUUGGAAGAAGUUCUUAAAAAUAUUGUUAAAAUUGGAGAAGCUGAAUCCAAGAACGGGGACUAAUUCGAACAGAAUAAUAUAAUACUAGUUUAUUAUAAAAUCAAAUUUUAUUUUUGUAUUUUUAGUUUUCUUAUUAGGAAUUGUUUAUCGUCAUCAUCAUCAUCAUCAUCUUGGCCACAUAUAAAAGCAUUCAUAAAUAAUA